Messenger RNA from Acaulospora colombiana, 707 nucleotides. NCBI's taxonomy places the organism in Eukaryota, Fungi, Glomeromycota, Glomeromycetes, Diversisporales, Acaulosporaceae. The record is from the annotation of a GenBank genome assembly.
ACCGUUUGAAGCGUUGUGGCGCUGCAACUCUUCUUGAUAUUGAUAUCCAAUAUGUGCAGUUCGCACCUAAAGGAAUGUACGCAGAUUUGGUUCUGCAUGUCACUACCUUGCUUACCGCGGAGAAUGUAUGUUUGGUGGGGCAGUGGAAACGGUUGUCGAUUGGUGGUCCACCACCACCACCAGCUCGGCAUCUUUGGAACCAGGCCUUGUCUCGACCCACGCCUAAUCUUCUUGAUUUUCAAGCCAGUAACUUGGUUUUUGAGAUGCCCAUUCUUCCUUUCGCUCCUCUUCUAGAGCAUUUGACCGUAGUUGAUUGCUCAUUUGAGAUGGGCAGCACUCUUAAACAACUAAAGACUCUAGCAGGUGACGUGACAAGAAUAAGGAAUUUGGAAGCCUCGCUGCACUCCAAUAGACUUAUGAGUCUCCAACUCAUCGAUUAUCGCCCCUCUUCUCACUUGACAGCUUAUUUUCCUCUUCUGGUAGACCUUUCUGUGGAGGGGCGUUGGACGAACACUAUGGCACUGUGCAAAGGAAUAGCCUUUCAUCAGCUCGUAACACUGCAUCUGGACUGUCUAAUAGCAGAUAUAGGCGAUUAUACAAAGGCAGCCAUGGGAAUGAGAGAGAUUAUAAAGGCUUCCACGAAUGUGGACCAGUUUGAAACGGCGGGCCCUCUAUCCUUGCGUAUAUUGCUACUAUCUCUGCAAGAA